Molecule: messenger RNA, 1152 nt
Organism: Plasmodium gonderi
Lineage: Eukaryota; Apicomplexa; Aconoidasida; Haemosporida; Plasmodiidae
Product: oxidoreductase, short-chain dehydrogenase family
Exons: 9
Coding region: 1-1152 (383 amino acids)
Source: RefSeq, a predicted model, not a curated record
AUGGAAAUAAAAAACAAGGCGACAUCAUUUUUAGGGGUUAUUUUGACGGACCCUUCACUAAAGAGGUUUAUUAUUUUUCUUAUAAUCUCAGGAGUAAUAUGGUUUUUACCCAUCCAUAAAGCCAUGACAAAUUUGUUUGUUGAAAAGUAUUCCAAAUUAUCUUCAACGGAUAGUAAAAUUUACGAAUAUCUCACAAAUAUCUCAGUUAUAGUUGCAUAUUACUACAUUUUAUGCAUAAAAAAUAUUGGUGGUACUUGUAAAGAGGUUAUGAAAAAUGCAACACUGUUAAAAGGAAAGUGCGUCGUUGUAACGGGGGGUUACAAAGGAAUCGGAAUGGCAGCGGUAAAGGAAUUCUUAAGAUUUGGAUGUGAAAUCGUUUUGGCCUGCAGAUCAGUAGAACACAUGGAAUUAGUAAAGACAGAUCUUCUCACGAAAUAUCCCUACGCUAAAAUUCAUUGUGUGGAACUUGAUUUGGGAAAUUACAAGAGCAUAGAAAACUGUGCCAACUGUAUACUCAGCAAAAUUCCCAAAAUAGAUAUUCUAGUCAAUAAUGCCGGAAUUGUGAGCCAAAAACUUGAGUACAUUAAUGGAAUGGAAAAAACAUUCUUUGUUAACUAUUUUGGACACUUUUAUUUAACAAAAUUGUUAUAUAAGCGAAUAAUAACAUCGGAUACACUGGUCGUAAAUCUUAGUAGCAUAGCUCAUAGUAUGCUCAAAGAGUCGGACGUAACCUAUGAUUUUAUAUGUGAAAAAAAUUCAACAAAAAAUACCAAUUCAAAUUUGAUAUAUCGAAGGGAAUAUAACUUUUCAAAGUUGUGUAUGCUUUACUACACGCAGCAGUUGCAGAGGAGAUUCGAGAAUGAAAAAACGAAGGCCUGUGCUGUGUCCAUUAACCCAGGCUUAGUAAGGACUGAACUCUUCCGAAACGAACAGUGCUGGUUUCGAGCAUUAGCCAAAAAUUUAAUUUUUUCCAAAUCCCCUCUACAAGGCUCUCAGACAAUUCUGUAUGUGUGCUUGGUCAAUCGAGACCAGCUGGCAAAAGGUUCCUAUUAUUCCGACUGUAAAGUGGAUUAUGUCAGAACCUAUGCUAAGGACCUACAUAAAUCCGAGGAAUUGUGGAACUUCUCAGAAAAAAUAAUCACAAAUAGGUGA